UUCUCCAUCAUUCUUCAUCUUCACAACCCACCUCCACCUACCUACCACCUACCUGCGCAUACUCUACCCUCCACCAAACCAAACCAAACCGAUCUGAUCCGAGAAAUCCACCUCAAUCGCAUAACCACCAAAGACCAACAACCAGCACUCCAACCAGGGCAACAUCAUGCCCCCCUCCACGAACCCCUCGCAACCAGAACCCCAACCCCAACCGCAAUCAACAAUGCCCCUCCCCAAAAAACCCCUAACCCUAAUCGUGGCCACGACCCCCCUCACGAGCCCCCAAUCCGGCCACCAGCGCCUCGGCAUCGGCCUCAACGGGACCCUCCCCUGGCCGCGCAUCAAAACCGACAUGUCGUUCUUCGCGCGCGUCACGACCCGCCCACCGUCUGAGAUCCCGGGGUCCACGAACGCGAUGAUCAUGGGGCGGAAGACGUACGACAGCGUGCCUGCGAGCCUGAGGCCGUUGGGGAAGAGGCUGAGUGUGAUCCUUUCCCGGGGAGGCGAGGGCGGGAAAGGGGGGUUGGGGGAGAGAGUGAGGAGGGAUUUGGAGAGGAAGUUGGAGAAGGAAAAGGAGAGGGAGAGGGAGUUGGCUCAGGAGAAGGAGAAGGCUCAGACUCAGACUCAGGAGCAGGGGCAGGGGCAGGGGCAAGGCACACAAAAGGGCGAGGAGAAACGCGGCGGAAAACAAACCUCCGCGAUAAUCGCCACCUCCCUGCCCUCUGCGCUAGAUGAGCUCGAUCACACCUACUCCAAGCCGGACUCGCAUCCCCUUGUCGGGCAUGUCUUUGUGAUCGGCGGCGCGGAGAUCUACAGGUCUGCGCUGGACCUUCCGUCGACGCAGCCCUUGCGGAUCGUGAUGACGCACGUGGAGAAGCUGAGCGGGGAGAAGUUCGAGUGCGAUACGUUUUUCCCGGUGGAUGAGGAAUUGGAGGAUCCGGGGUUGUGGAGGACGGCUAGCGCGGAGGAAGUGACGGGGUGGGUUGGGGAGGUGGUGACGGGGGAGUGGAUAGAGGAGGGGGAUGUGAAGUUGGAGGGGUGGUUUAUGGAUUUCGUGUUUGACUCAAAUCUAUAUCUAGAUUGA
Messenger RNA from Aspergillus steynii IBT 23096, 1084 nucleotides. Its product is annotated as dihydrofolate reductase. Gene Ontology annotation, molecular function: NADP binding; dihydrofolate reductase activity. The record is from RefSeq and is a predicted model, not a curated record. Bases 167 to 1084 code for a protein of 305 amino acids. Lineage: Eukaryota; Fungi; Ascomycota; Eurotiomycetes; Eurotiales; Aspergillaceae. Gene Ontology annotation, biological process: tetrahydrofolate biosynthetic process; folic acid metabolic process; dihydrofolate metabolic process. The transcript has 2 exons. Gene Ontology annotation, cellular component: mitochondrion.